Stylonychia lemnae is the source of this 2724-nucleotide messenger RNA. The record is from the annotation of a GenBank genome assembly. NCBI's taxonomy places the organism in Eukaryota, Ciliophora, Spirotrichea, Sporadotrichida, Oxytrichidae.
AUGGAUCUAUUUGUGAAAUCCCGAGGGCCACUUGGAUUGGCGCAUUUCUGUCAAUCUUGGGGUCCCAAAUUCAGCAACUUCGACCUAUUCUUCGACACCUUUUCAAACUGCUUGAUAUUCUACAAGGAGGGCUACUUCGUAAUAUGGGAUUAGUACGACUCCUUGAACAACCAAGGCAAGCAGCCCUUCACUCUGAAUCUAGCCUCAAUUUACAAACAAGUAUUCGCCUGCUGUAUUCAUCCAGAAAAGAACUGUUUGUCACUGCAGAUAUCUGAGAAUACCCUCAUACUUUUGUUUCUAAAGGAAAGAGCUGCUGAAGAGAUUAAGUUGACGUUCUCGAAGGCAAAAAUGAUUCAUGCUUUUUCUUUUCUAUUUGGAGAUGACUUUAACUACUUUGUGGCUACUAACAACUCAAUUGACCUCUAUAAAAUCAAGAGUGAUAAGCAGAAAGCAAAGAUAGUUAAGAGUAUCUCACUACAAAUCAAUGAGCCUUAAUUCUAUUAUGAGCCCAUGGCAAAUGUAGUUCUAAUCUGUGAUAACAAAGGAUAAUGCCACCCUUUUUUCCUUAACAUGUACAAGUAGAAGACUCACAGAGGUAAACCAUUUUAGCUCGACACAGGAUCGAUACCAGUUGACUAGCCUAGCUAGCUCGAUUAUUCUUAGCAGCAACCGCUCUCUAUCUCUACUCAUGCCUCAUACACUAGUGCGUCUGCAGCUGGCUUACCUCACUCCUCCUAACACUAACGCUCCAGCAACAACACUUCUCAAGCAUCCUCGCACUCUUAGGCUCACCUAACUACUGCCAGAGCAAGUUUCAAGGACAGAGCAAUUAACUUCUUGACUGCAGGGCUUCUAAACAGAUUUAAUUUAGCCCCCAGCAUCAACAACAAAAACCUCAAACCUAUAAUCCAAGCUUAGAGUUAGCUUCACAGCAAUAAUGUGCUAGAUACAACUAUUGAUAGCAACAAUCAAAACUUCGUUAAGUCAUUGAGUCAGGAAUCUAAAAAAUCUUAGCAUCAGUUGUUAAUUACUCAGAUAUACAACAAGAUAAUGCUUUUGCAUUUGAAUCCAAGCACAUUCUAACUGCACAUCUUUGAGUUAGACCCAGGCUUUAACUACAAAUAUCAAAGUCUGAUCAAUUUGACUCCUGGGUGUCUCUAUCAGAUGCAAGUUAUUGAUAGUCUGCUUGUCAUUCACAACAUCGAUGAUAAGUCUUCACAGAUGUAUGACUUGAAGCUCCAAGACUAUCAGAUUCCCUUGCUUGAAAGCAAUCUAGAUGUGAAUUUCAAACUUGCUUAAAAAGGGAUAUACGUUACAGAUAUGAUAUAUGCUGAGGAGCGAUAGUAAUUUGAGGAGUAGGUGAGGCCUUUCAGCCGAGAUUCUGCUGAUGGUGGGAGUAUGGGAGAGUUAGGAGGAAUACUUGAUGAGGAGACUCCAGUGAAGGUAGUGCUUGAUAUACCAGUGGAUGAAUCACAAAAGAGUGUGAGUAUUGAUGAUGAGUCCCGCUCUGGCAGUCGAGAUGAACAAAGCAAGGAUAAUGAUGAAAAUCUAAAGGAAUAUGACAUCUAUGAGGAGGGAAACAUUUUUGUCGAUCCUUUAUUCAUAAUCAGUCCAAAGAAUUUCAGCUGCUUAACACUUAAGACAUAACUAUCUAGAUUCAUUAGACAAAUACCUGAUAGCUGUCGUUGUAUACUUUCCCUGCUAAACAGAAUGAGGAACAAGAAGGUGUUCUUAACUCAUUUCAGAGACUUGAUGAUAACUUAGAAGCUGAGUUUGAUUGAGAUUUCAAAGGUCUUCUUGAGAAUUAAUAGUGUUUACAAAUAAGCUUCAAUUGAGAGACAGUCAAUAAAAAAGAAGGCCUCAACUGGCAAUAACUCCAAACUUAUUCUUGAUAACCCUCUAAUGCAAGGUCAUAACACUGAUUUGCUUUUCAUUCAAUAACAAAGACUUGGAAGGUUAAGACCUAAUACUUCAUCUAGCAUGAACUCAAACAUAAAUAACAUAUUGUUAGAGAAUGCUCCUACAAAUAGGGUAUUAAGUGGAGAAGUGAUAGUGUUUCAAAAUGAAUUGCUUGAGAUUUUCAAGGAACUUAUAAACAACUCAACACACCCUAUACUACUACCAGAUUAGUAAAUCAUUAACAGGCCUAAGUCAGAUAAGAUAAUCCUCAAGCCUAAAUAUAUUACAGCAAUAAUUAUGGAAUUCCUAAGAACUCUUCUAGAGAACUCUAUCCCUUAACAGCCUGCUUAGCAAUACUUACUAGUUAAAUACAUCCUAGCUACAAAAGAUUUCUAAAGCUUACACUGUCUUUUACAAUAUCAUGUCCUUGCAGACUCUUUAGAAUUAGCCAGAAUGCUAAUAUAGAUUGGGACAAAGUAAACUUUAAAUGAGCACAGUGAACCGAAAAGUGGAGUCACUCUUCAUUAUGAGCCUGCUUUCUAGCUCGGAUUAGAUAUGCUCAAGAAAAUUAAGAGACACGAAGAUUUAGCAAUGGCUUUAUUAGGCGAGGGACAAAUUUAGAGAGCUCUAGAUGUUAUUUAGGAAAAUUAGGAUUUUAUUUCUAACAGUCUUAGUUUCUCAGCUUUCAGAGAUUAGAUUGACAAACUUAGAUUUAAUGGGUAAAUGGUCAAAGCUGAUCUCGUGCUUAGAAGAUUAAUUGAAAUGAAGAAGCAAGAUGAAAAUAAAGCAAAGAAUGAGAGAGGAUAUAGGAAGAUAUUUGAUUGA